CGCUCUCGCUCUCGUUCCCGGACGGCGGCGGCGGCGGCGGCGGCCGAGGUCGAGGUCUCCCCGCGUCGGCCCCCGCAGCUCCGGCUCCGCGCGCCCAUGCACCGGCCGAGCUUCCGCCCGCCCACGCCGCCCUUCGCGGGGCCCGGCCAGGGCUCCUGGGGCGGCGGAGGCGGCGGGUUCCGGAGCCCCUCGGGGUGCCCCCGGCCGCCCUCCCCGCGGGACGGCUACGGGAGCCCGCACCAGACGCCGCCCUUCGGGCCUCGCACCCGGCCCCGCGCGCCCGCCUCCGGCUCCCCGGCCUCGGGCCCCGGCUCCUCGGGUCCCCCGCCCGGCUUCUCCCCGGGCCCGCCGGCCAGGCAGUUACAGGGUUCACCCAGGACAUCUACACCAUUUGGCUCAGCGCGUGGCAAAGAGAAAAGAAUGUCUAAUGAUGUGGAAAACUAUUUCAAACCUUCAAUGCUUGAGGACCCUUGGGCAGGACUAGAACCUGUUUCUGUAACAGAUGUAAACCAAAAGUACAACAAUGAGCAAACAGUAUUUACUGGCAAAAGGGGGAGAUAUUUUAGUUAGACGUUUCAGACAUUCCAAUGGAUCUCUGACCUGUCAGCAAAAGAACAGGACAUCUUCAUUUAAAACAACAAAGUUGAACUCCACUGCCAUCUGGAUGAGAACGCUGCCUUUCUGAAGACUCACCAGCAACUGAGAUUUUGAUAGCUUUCAUGCCCCAUGUGGGCCGUGUGCUCACCUAUUGUGGACUAGUGACUACCCCUAGUUUUUUGUUUUAAUAUUUGUAGUAAGAGCUUUCUGAGUCCUUGUUUUGUAAUGUUGUCUUCGUAAAGCUUUUCAGAUGUUCUAUGGACAAGAUUUAGAACUCAUGAAAUGGCCUAUUUUGUAAAUACUGUGCUGUUUAAAAAAUUCUGUGUACCACGUUUUUUGUAACACCAUCUCAGCAAAGAACUGUGGAGGUCUUUGGAAAUGAAAUUUCUAAACUGAUAAUGCCCAUUUGGGUGUUUAUUUGUUCACUGGAUUUGUUUGCUUCAAAAUCCAUGCUUUCAUAAUUGGGCAUCAUUAGAAAUGUUUGCAUAUGUUUAACAAUAAAUGAAUGGGAAAGUUUCCUUGACACUGGUUUACUACCCUAAAUCUGUUGAGUUAUGUUUAAUUUGGAAUUGCAGCUCAAUAAGAUUGAUUAUAAUCACAUUUAUUUUAAAUCAGAUGGGAAAAUGACUUUGAAAAUACUUUCCCCCCCUGGAAGCUGCUGCUAUUUGAAGUGGGAGGUAGGAGGUGGAGGUGAUACUAAUCUGUCCUUGGAAUAGACACAUUGUAUUAGUGAUGGGAUCCGCAUAUUUGCAACUUUUGGAAGUUUUUGAUUUUUCUUUAUUUGUUUCAACUAUAAAGGAAGUUGCAAGAAA
Molecule: messenger RNA, 1409 nt
Organism: Dromiciops gliroides (monito del monte)
Lineage: Eukaryota; Metazoa; Chordata; Mammalia; Microbiotheria; Microbiotheriidae
Gene: MPLKIP
Product: M-phase specific PLK1 interacting protein
Exons: 2
Coding region: 97-570 (157 amino acids)
Cellular component (GO): centrosome; midbody; nucleus
Source: RefSeq, a predicted model, not a curated record